AUGUUUGGUGUUCGUCGAGGACAUCUCCUCGUUCGCAAUGUUCAAAAAUGUAUUCGUCCAAGUCUUACGUCGUUCGUUAGUCGUUCGGUGAUUCUACCAAUUCAACCCGCCAUACUACCAGCGAGAACAUUUCAUGUAUCGCCAUUACUUCGGAGUAUUGCAAGCCAGGCAGUUAGUCCUGCCGCUGAGAGCGAUGCACUACCGCCGCUCCCUGAAAAGGAGGAGAAAGUGACGCACUUCGCGGAUUUGCAGAGCAAGGGAUUAGUUGAUGCGAAGAUCGUCGACGCGAUUACGAACAACAUGGGCCUCUCACAAAUGACAGAAAUUCAAGUCGAGACGAUUCAUCACACCCUUAGGAAGAAAGACGUGCUUGCUCAGGCUAAGACAGGUACUGGCAAAACCCUUGCCUUCCUUGUUCCAGUCAUUCAAAAUAUAAUUCGCCAGGACCCUUCGCUACGCAAUGCUCAAGUCACCCGUGGAGGAUUCCGCUCAGGAUUUCGUGGAGGGCGUCAGAUGUCCGGCGGCUCAGAUAUUCGCGCUGUUAUAAUUUCACCGACUCGUGAACUCGCGGAGCAAAUCGCCGAAGAAGCUCGGAAAGUCGUUCGCAACACAGGCGUCAAAGUCCAGACUGCCAUGAAGCAGACCGUUUGCUCGAUGACGGAUUUGCACCUGAUAUCGCCAGAUUGCAAACCCAUUUUCCAAAUCCAGAGGAAAUUUGAUCGCCAAACUCUGAUGUUCUCCGCCACUGUGGCACCCGAGAUCAGGAAUAUCGUUAACCAAACAUUGAAACCAGAUUUCUCUUUCAUCAAAACAGUGAGAGAUGAUGAGGCUCCUACGCAUCUGUCUGUUCCUCAACGGGCCGUAUUUCUCCACAGUUUAGCGAACCAGAUGCCAGCAAUCAUGGAAAUUGCCAUGAAGGCAAUUGCGAAUCACCAAGAAGAUCCUAUCAAGCAUAAGCCUUUCAAAGCCAUCGUCUACUACAAUUCCACCAACGAGGUUAGUUUGGCGAAGGAAGCUUUCGAUUUAUUACGAGUGGACCCACAAAAUCCCGCUUCAGCGCAUCCGCUCAACAUUCGUUCAAUGGAAAUGCAGUCUCGUUUGACUCAAGCGCAGAGAACAAGAUAUUCAGACAUGUUUCGCCGUUCGGCAUCCGCUAUCCUUUUCUCUUCCGAUGUAACCGCUCGUGGAAUGGACUUUCCCAACGUGACGCAUGUUAUUCAAGUCGGUGUUGCGCGUGAUAGGGAGUCAUAUAUUCACCGUCUUGGUCGUACCGCUCGUGCAAAUAAGACUGGUGAAGGGUGGCUUUUGGUCACUGAUCCCGAGAACCGCGAGCUACAUCAAAGACUUCGAGCCAUUCCAAUCAAGGAAGCCACCGACGCGUUACAAACGGCCAUGGUUGAUAUAUCGAAAGACCACUCAAUGCACCCUCAGCCUGUGGCUUCCAUCAUCUCCCAAGCCAAGGCAGCUUUCGCCGAGAUUGACUAUGAGCUGAAAGAGAAAGCGUACAUGGCUUCCCUAAGCAACGCGGCCGGGUCCCGUGAAAAGUUCCGUCAACUAAAUGAAUUAACAAAACAUCUCUGGGGUCUUGAGUCGCCUCCUCCAAUAAGUGGUCGGCUUUCACGAACCCUGAACAUCGACCGCCUUUCGAACGAAGGUGGAUCUGGGUUCAACGCGCCUAGGGGUGGACGGGGAAGGGACUAUCGUGGCGGAAGUCGAUCUAACUCCGGACGUGGCGGAUCCUCGCGCAACGAACCAAGGUCUCAUUGGGACGAUAGAGGGCGUGGGCGAUUCUCGCGUGAUCGGGAGCACGAUAGCGCUCGGUCAGGAUUCAGUCGUGGUUCGCGACGACGGCCCGAUUCCGACUGGAGAUAG
Uncinocarpus reesii 1704 is the source of this 1872-nucleotide messenger RNA. RefSeq lists its product as uncharacterized. Gene Ontology annotation, cellular component: mitochondrion. The record is from RefSeq and is a predicted model, not a curated record. Bases 1 to 1872 code for a protein of 623 amino acids. Gene Ontology annotation, molecular function: ATP binding; nucleic acid binding. The transcript is spliced from 3 exons. Lineage: Eukaryota; Fungi; Ascomycota; Eurotiomycetes; Onygenales; Onygenaceae.